Ruditapes philippinarum (Manila clam) is the source of this 1023-nucleotide messenger RNA. RefSeq names its product G-protein coupled receptor moody-like. Bases 1 to 1023 code for a protein of 340 amino acids. The record is from RefSeq and is a predicted model, not a curated record. NCBI's taxonomy places the organism in Eukaryota, Metazoa, Mollusca, Bivalvia, Venerida, Veneridae. The transcript has a single exon. Gene Ontology annotation, biological process: G protein-coupled receptor signaling pathway. Gene Ontology annotation, cellular component: membrane. Gene Ontology annotation, molecular function: G protein-coupled receptor activity.
AUGGAAAACGCAACACAUAAUACGUCAUACGACGUAACCAUAGGGGCUACAGAUACCCAGCUCGUUGUUAUCAAAACUUUUACUGUUACCAUAGCAAUAUUGGGAACUCUUGGAAACACCAUCAUGAUUUCGGCUAUUUUAUAUGGAAAACUCUACAAAUUCUCCAUAUAUGUGAAAAUUCUUAACCUUCUUGUUUGUAAUCUCAUCCACUGUGCCAUAUUUCUACCUCUUAUAGCUAUCCAAGCGUUUACGGGACGUCUGAUGACGGAAAAUAUCGUCUGCAGCUUGAUUUCUUACGGACUGUUCUGCAACCUCGGUACGGAGUUGUUCGGAUACGUUUGUAUUUCUUUUAACAGAUACGCGUGUAUAAUCAACCAAAAACUAUACAAUAAACUGUACGGAAGUCCAUAUUUACUUAUUAUCGAAUGGAUAAUAUCGUGGUCGAUAUAUCCCGUGAUUCUAGCUUUCCCGCUUUUUGGAAUAUUCAGCCAUUACGAAUACGCCCCUAUGAAACUCGUCUGCCAUCCUUUUCUUGGAGUAGACUGUACCGGAUACUGCCUAUUUGUGUUUCUUUUCGCUAUUUUGACGACGGUACCCGUUAUAGGAUUUUGUUACCUACAAAUAAUCUUGGUGUACGUGAAACUCCAACGGAAGAUUGCUUCCAGUAGAGAUAAUUCUAAAAAUAGCACGGGAUCAGGUUCGCAGACGUCAAUUGAAAGGAAAAGCGGACAUGGCAGCAAGUACAUGACACACCGCAAAAAGGCAGAAAUUAAAAUGGCAUUUAUAAUUCUAGCCAUAAUCCUUUUCUUUGGAAUGUGUCGUCUGCCUUUUAUCACACUAUACAUCUACGACCCAUCGAUGGUGAAAGUAGAUCCAUUAAUUCAUACGCUGGUAAUAUACAUUGGGUCCAAUUUAAACUGGAUAAACCCAAUCGUAUAUGCUUUAACAAACACGCAAAUCAGGCAUUCCUUACAAAGCAUGGUGACUGCAUGGAAACGCAAAAUCUUCCCGACAAAAUUUUGA